Molecule: messenger RNA, 126 nt
Organism: Aspergillus nidulans FGSC A4
Lineage: Eukaryota; Fungi; Ascomycota; Eurotiomycetes; Eurotiales; Aspergillaceae
Exons: 5
Coding region: 1-126 (41 amino acids)
Source: RefSeq, a predicted model, not a curated record
AUGUCUACAACUCUGCAAAUUCCAGGUGCUAUUGACGUUCCAGAACAGAAUAGCUAUACCUAUAUUGUCCUACUUGAUCCGAACCAGACAUUUCUUUGCUCUAGUCUUGGGCUAGUCUUGGACUAA